UUUCUAUUGACAUUAACUUGAAUGACUCUAAAUAAACCCAAUUGCGUAAAAUGAAGCAAAAAUUCCAAAAUGCAAUUUAACACAAUAACGAAGCGUUAUUUAAGCACGGCAAAAAUAUGCAUCGUAGGCGCGGGUCCUGCUGGUUUCUACGCUGCUCAAUAUUUGCUUAAACAUUUAAAAGACUGCCAGGUAGACCUUAUUGAAAAAUUACCGGUACCAUUUGGCUUAGUACGUUUUGGCGUAGCGCCUGACCAUCCUGAGGUGAAAAAUGUUAUUAAUACCUUUAAUAAAACAGCCAUGAGCCCGCGUUUUCAAUUCUUUGGCAAUGUUUCUUUAGGAAGGGAUGUGACUCUGCAGCAGUUAAGGAGUUGGUACCACGUAGUUUUAUUAACAUACGGGGCUGAUAAGGAUCGUCAAUUAGACAUUCCAAAUGAAAAUGAAAAGACCGUUUUGUCCGCACGUGAAUUUGUGGGUUGGUACAAUGGUUUGCCUGGAGCUGAAAACUUGCAACCAGAUUUAAGUGGCGACAGUAUAACUAUUAUCGGGCAGGGUAAUGUGGCCAUUGAUGUCGCUCGAAUAUUAUUAAGGCCUAUAGAUGACUUGAAAAAAAGCGAUAUAACUUGUUAUGCAUUAGAUGUUCUUGCAUCAAGUAAAAUAAAAAAGGUGUAUUUGGUGGGUCGUCGUGGUCCUUUGCAAGUUGCUUUUACCAUCAAAGAAUUAAGGGAAAUGCUUAAAUUACGUCGCGUUUCUACCAUUUGGAAAUCUGAAGAUUUCGAAUGCAUAAAAGAGAUAGUUGACACACUGCCGAGAACUCGUAAGCGUCUAGUAGAACUGAUGCUAAAAAGUCUAAAUGAGCAACAAAAAAUACAAGUUAAAAACGAUAAACAAUUCCUUCCGAUAUUUUUGCGUUCUCCUAAAUUUCUCAAUGGACGUGAGAUGACAUUUACCAUCAAUAAACUAGAACAAGGCCGGGCGUUGCCGACAAACGGUACUGAAAUGGUCAAAACUGAUUUGAUAUUGCGCAGCAUAGGUUACGAACCAUCAUGUGCUGAUGCCGGUAUACAUAUAAAAUCUGGAUGUGUAUCUAAUGAGAAUGGACGCGUUGUAAGUUGUAAACAUGAGCACACCGUGGAUACGGGUUUAUAUGUAGCGGGAUGGUUAGCUACUGGCCCGAAUGGUGUUAUUUUAACGACUAUGAAUAAUGCUUUUAUGGUAGCCAAAGCAAUAUGUGAUGAUAUUACAAUUGGGAAUUUAAAAGUAGAAGAAGCAAAGCCUGGUGUAGCCGAGUGGUUAAAGACUAAAGCAGUGGUAAAGUGGGAAGGUUGGAAUAAAAUUGACCUUGAGGAAGUGAAACGUGGUCAACUGGUAGGGAAGCCUAGAGAAAAAAUAGUAAAAAUUGAUGAAUUGUUAACAGUAGCAAGCCUGUAACAGUGAUUUCUUUGUCAUAUAAGUAAGUAAGGCUACGGAUGCGGUGAUGGUAGAGACUGUGUACUGAAUCAUAAUAAAAAGGAUAUUGAAAUUUAAGCAUAAAUUUGCGCAACGGAUUGAAAUCUAUUGAAUAUGUAUUUACUUUCAUAUGUUCGUUAAUUCUUGUGUUAUGCUCUUUUCAUUUUUUAUGGUUGCAGGCACUCGAUCAGAUAGUUUGAAUUUUAGACAGAUUCUUUUCUACGGUGUGCAGAAACGAUGUGAGCUUAAGUUAGCAGUAAUGCCUUAUAAACCAAUGCAAAAAAAAAGACGAUUUGAAAUCAUGCGAUUUACGAAAAAUUUGUUUUUUUCUUU
Messenger RNA from Glossina fuscipes, 1779 nucleotides. RefSeq names its product NADPH:adrenodoxin oxidoreductase, mitochondrial (gene dare). The transcript is spliced from 3 exons. Lineage: Eukaryota; Metazoa; Arthropoda; Insecta; Diptera; Glossinidae. Gene Ontology annotation, biological process: ubiquinone biosynthetic process. Bases 70 to 1428 code for a protein of 452 amino acids. The record is from RefSeq and is a predicted model, not a curated record. Gene Ontology annotation, cellular component: mitochondrion.